Molecule: messenger RNA, 1002 nt
Organism: Fusarium musae
Lineage: Eukaryota; Fungi; Ascomycota; Sordariomycetes; Hypocreales; Nectriaceae
Exons: 3
Coding region: 1-1002 (333 amino acids)
Source: RefSeq, a predicted model, not a curated record
AUGCUAACCGGAGUACGGCGCAUAGGUGUGUCAAAAGGGCUACCAGGACGAACACGGGGGUCUGAUCAUGUUGCCGGACUCUGCUUCGAGUUCUGGGGCUCACCACAUCCUGUUUACAUUGGCCAGUGGUAUUGUGAAGUUGGCUACCUUUCUCUGAAGAAAGGCGAAAGGAUAUGCCAAUUCACCUUCUGGCAAGAGCAAGAAUCUUUGCCUGGUAACACUUCCAGAGAGAAUGGAGGGAGAAUCACUGGAAUCAAGAUCAAUAAAACAGGGCUUGGACAGAGGGACAUGGAGAUUGUCCUUGGCGACAAACAAGAGAUGCUCCCUUACUCGUUUACAGAGAAUCCCUAUGAGCGACUGAUGGGCCUAGCCUGGAUGUUCAAUCGCGAGUGCGAUUAUACUUAUGUUCUCACAGAACCGUCAGAGCACUUCCCCCGGACUUCUCUGACCUUGGACAGCAUGAUGCACAUGUGGCCAAACAGUCGCGCACCAGACAAACUGACUUGGCAGGUUGAGGACGAACAAGGCAAAUUAUGCACAGCCUCGCGAAUUCAUACUAUCUUUUGCCCCAGCUCUGGAAAGCUCUCUGGCUUCAUCUUCGAAUACGGUACUGGCCAGAUAUCCAGGACUGCAGGAACCGCAGAUGGUGUCAAAGCUUCUCUCAGUCUUGACAGCGAGGAAUGGAUAACCGGCAUGGAUUUACAACUUUGGAAAGAGAAAAGUGAAGUAGUGUUCUAUACAAGCACCGGCAGAGUAAACUCCCUGUCGCCUUCUGGUCUGUCCGACCAACCACGACAAAAGGACCCAGCAGAUUACCAAAUCUUCGAAUUCAACAAUCUUGAAAGUAACAGGAAAGUUUCACGGGAGAGCUUAGAUGAGAGUUCCGAGUUCAGUGGCGAGUGCGUUGGAAUAUGGGUGGCGAUGAAAUGGUGGCCUCAAUAUGCAAAGAUCGUCGAAGCCGCUGGCCCUAUCACUAUUUCAGAAGGCGAGGGUCGACAGUAA